AUAGAAGAGGUCACAGAUUACAGAGAGGAAUAGAAGAGGUCACAGAUUACAGAAAGGAAUAGAAGAGGUCACAGAUUACAGAGAGGAAUAGAAGAGGUCACAGCUGACAUCUCUGGUGCUCCAGAGGGAAGGAUGCCCAUGGAAGUGUGUAAAGCAUGAGCAGGUACCCUGUGCCCACCUGGGCUCACUGUGCAGAUCUCACUCUCCACAGAAGUAAUGCUUUGUGCACUUUGAUUAAUGCUGACCUGCAGCAGAAAAAAUAAAUUAAAUUAUGGCUUUAAUAUUUUAUUCUUGUCUCUCACUAUCCAAAUGUCAGGACAUUUUUAAUCUUUACAACUCCUUGGGUAGGUACAGUUCAGCCUAAUUGAAAACAGUUGGGUGAAGAGGACAAGAGAAUGGCUUGGUUUGUGCGGAGAAAGAGUUAAAACCUCAAAUUGUUCUUUAAAAUCAAGUUUGUUCCACUCUUCUUUUGUCUGACAUAGGAGAAUCACAGAAUCAUUAAGGUUGGAAAAUCUCUCUAAGCUCAGUGAGUCCAGCCAAUCCUGCAGCACUGCCCAAGCCACCCCUAACCCAUGUCCCCAAAUGCCACAUCUCCAUGGACUGUGAGCCUUUCCAAGAUGGUGACUCCAGCACUUCCCAGGGCAGCUGUGCCAGUGAAAUGCCAGGAUUUCAGCUCUGGCUGCUGCACAGGGGGAGGGUUUGGCCUGAGCAAGGGUGGUGUCAGAAACACACUGGUCACUUCUGAGGUUUCACAUUCCUUAAUUCCCCAUCUGGGGAGCAGGAAUGACUUUGCUGUGUUUCCUGACACCUGUGGAGGUUGUUCUGCCUCCACACUGUUUGUGAUCAGUGUGCUCUUUGAAUUGGCAAAUUACACACAUGAGCAGCAGGGAGAGUUUCCUUGGCAGAAUUCAGUGAGGUACCUCUCCUGCAAGAUAUUUCACCAGGAAAGGAGGGUUCAUUCUGAUUUUGUGGCCUUUUUUUUCUUCUGUUUUGUGCUGUUUGCUCACCCAGAACCAAAACUGAGAGGGAAGGAGGAAAGGCAAAUUGAUGUUUCAGAACUACCACACAUCUAAGUAUUUUCAACAUUAAAAAAAUUGGAUUUUAAUCCUUAACCAGUUCUCUGUUAGCAAUCCAACUGGCCUUUUCCAAGGAAUCAGAGUCAGGAGUGAGCCUGUGCUUCAUGGUAUGGAAGCAGUUUGGGUGAUGAACACCCUUUGUUUAUGGCCAUGGCAGAUCAAAGCUUCCCAGUUAAAAUGCCAUUCUUCAGAACAAAGAGUGCAUUUAGUAUAUUCUCACAAAUGUGUUCCUUGCAGCUUCCCACAUUUUAGUGCCAGGAAGGUGCUCCAGAGCCUUGCAGGUGUUUGGAGAUGGGGGGAGUGUUCCUGUGCCAUGUCCCUGUGACAGUCCCCAUGAUGUGACAUCCAUCUCUGCAGCAUUAUCUGUUGAGAGGUGCUGACUGUACUGCUACAGCAUGCAACUCAAAGGUGGCUGGAAAAAUAGGUUUGGGAGUCUACAGAUCAUUACAAUGUUGAAUCAUGUCCUCAAUUAGCCUACUGGUGUUGUUGUUCCUGUGGAAAUCCUGCUGUGUGCAGCUCAUUUAGGCCAAAGAUGUCUGCUCUGAAACAUGCAACUCUAACCAGAGUGCAUUUAUGGAAAGCAGAGCUGCCAGAGCUAGGGAUGGACGUGGCCUGAACGAGUGCCAGCUGUUUUCCAUGACUAAAUUGAAGAAAGUAUUUCAUAUCAAUGGACUCUUCAGAGCUACAAAUAACUGAUAUUUUUCCCCCCUCCCACAAGUAACAUUUUUUCUUGUUGUGCUUUGAAAGAUGCUGCACUUACACUGGCUGUUCAUGUCAGUGCAGUCACUGAUGUCCAUGAAAAAUCAGAGCACUUCACCCUUUUUUUCUAAACUCAAGAAGCUGCAUGCAUUUGUUUUGGGCCAUUUUGAGUUCACUGAGUUCAGGUACUGGAAUGGGAAGUCACAAAUUAUUGCAGCUUUAAUAGAAGCCAGAUUUUCUCCACGUUAAAUCCUUAUCUCUACUUGUUUAUUGAGUCUCUUGCUGUGAAUUCCUGGUUUUCCUCGUGCCAGCAGUGCAGAUGGAGUAGCAGACAGCCCUUAGAGCCCCCAGCAGCAGCCCUGGCCCCGUGCAGGCAGUGUCAGGGGUGGAGCCACGCUGAGGCCAGACUGGGAAUCACCCACUUACCUGGAGCUUGUUAGUUUGUCCUUGUCCUGACUAACAAAUGUCCUUUCCCCUCUCUCUAAUGCUGCUCAGUGCCUCGAGGGUGCCUUGAGCCCCAUGCCAGGCUGCAGUCAGUGGUGCUUGGGCACCAGGGGCUGGCACAGCCUGGCCAAGGCAGACAGAGCUGGGUUGUGGCACUGGAAAUCUGUACAGAUCUGUGGACUCCACUAGUUCCAAAGUGUCAUUUGAUGAGGCUGCUGAUUUGACAUUUAGCAGCAGCCAUAUGUGGACAGCGCUAUAAAUAAUGUGCUUCUGGAAGCUGAAUGGUGUAGCAUUACUAUUUGGCUUUUCUCUCUGGUCUUCAUUGUGUCAUCUGUAGUGAGCUCUAGGUUUUGUUUUGGGAAUCUUUUCAACCUCUUGUUUGCAUGGGUUCACCCAGUAGCAUCUGAUCCUUGCUUAUAGAUUCCUCCAUACACAGUCAGCACAGCUUACAAGCCACUCAAGAGAGGAAUGGUUCCUGCCCGAGCUGGGAUGAGUGAUGGGAUCUCAUGGAAAACCUGUGCUAGGCAAAACUGCUGUGGGUGACAUCCCACAGGCAUCAUCAAAACCUUGGGCUUCUACCCAUCUUUUAAUUGUCAGCAAUUUUUUUUCUAUUGGCCAAACUUUUAUCAGAAAUUUCUGCUGGGGAUGUCCUGCUCAGGAAUCACUGAUCUGCAUGGAAAGCAAGCAAGGGCAUCUUGUCAGGGCACAGGAUGGGGCUCUGGGAGGCCAGUUAGUCACUUUGGAUGAGGGUUUUUACCUCAGCCAGCUCUGUGAAGGUCUGGCAGACCCAAGGCCUUGCAUUUCCUACACCUUUGGAGAAGUUCUGCUUUGUCUUUAGAGCAGAGCUGUCCAUCAGUAGAGCUGGCAUUGUCCCACCCAGAGCUGCUGCAUGGAGCAUCCACAGCCUGUGCCCACAUGGGCCAGGAGAGCUCCUUUGCUCACCCAAACACCUUUUGGGAGACUCAUUUUGGCUGCCUCAGUAAUUUUUAUUGUGCUGUAAUACAAGGAGCUCCCAAAUGGCAGAGGAGGAAGGUGAGGAGACUCAUGGCAGCCUUUGCUGAGAAUGAGGAGUGUCCUCCCAGGGCUGGGGUGUUUCUGUGCAUCACUGCAGCUCUUCUGUAGGAAAACUGCUGCAUGUGAGGACAGUCUGACAGCUCCUGACAUGGGCAGGAAGCUUGCUGUGAAAAGCCCCAUCUCUUCUAUGUGAAAGUAGCUGUACUUUACACAACUUUCACUUAAAACUGCAUUUAAAAAAAAGCUGUCAGCUGUUGCAACAUUUGUUGUCCCAUGUCACAUUCUGGUCCCAAUAUCCCUGGAUACUCCCUAGUAUUAGGGAUUAAGCAAGCCUGGCCUUCCAUUAUUUAAUUUUUAGGGCAGGAUUUUCAUUUUUGCAUUGAAGAGCAGUUCUGUCAGUCUGCCUCCAUCAGAGGUGGAAAAGGAGGGAGGAGCUGAGCAUGGCCAGAAAGGAGCAAAAUGAUGGCUAGGCUGCAACUCAAAUGUUAAUUUUAAAUUAUUAGAGUUGUUCUCCUUAUUCAGUGCAACAGGAGAUGCUCCAUUUCAAUUGAGUAGGAUCUAAAAUUAGGGAGUGGUUCUACUGCAUAAAUAAACAAAUGGAAAAGUCUGGAGGGGGGAACAGCCCCUUCCUGGGAACUGAGACAGGGCAAUGUUCAGGCAUAAUUCCAAUUUAUGUCAAACAACUCAGGACCAUCCUCUUGAGUGGGUCUGUAAAAGUGGUGCUAAUGUGUAUAACCUUUCUAAAUAUUUCUUUUUCCCUUUAACAUUUGUUUCCCCCUUCACUGUCAGUCACAACACACCGCUCUUGAAUCUCCCAGCUGGUCUUGACUUGUUGAAUUUAUUUUAUGCUUUCACUCUUCUUUAAUAAAUACAUUACUUGCAAGCAGUGAAUUGAAAACAAAGCAAAAGAAAAAAAAAAACUACCAUUAGUGAUUGGACAGUUUCUUACUUUGUGUUACAUUUAACUGUUCUUUUGACAGCCCAGUUUUUAAAGCCAGGAUAAUAUUGGACAUCGCUUACUCCAGAAACAUGGCUGGAAGCUGGGCCAGGGAUUGGGAAAGUCACUGCAGGCGUUAUGAUCCUGGACUUGUUGUGGUGAUGGUAAACUUAGCAGUGGGAGGACAGAUCCCAUCCCUAUCGUUGUCAAGUAUGAUGUCAUGGGCAUGGGCCGGAUGGAGAUGGAGCUGGACUACGCCGAGGAUGCCACGGAGCGGAGGCGAGUGCUGGAGGUGGAGAAGGAGGACACUGAGGAGCUGAGGCAGAAGUACAAGGAUUAUGUUGAUAAAGAAAAGGCCAUUGCCAAGGCUUUGGAAGACCUCAGAGCAAACUUCUACUGUGAACUCUGUGACAAGCAGUAUCAGAAGCACCAGGAGUUUGACAACCACAUCAACUCCUAUGACCAUGCUCACAAGCAGAGGUUGAAAGAUCUCAAGCAAAGGGAAUUUGCUCGCAAUGUGUCGUCGAGAUCCCGGAAGGAUGAGAGGAAGCAGGAGAAGGCCCUGCGGCGCCUGCACGAGCUGGCAGAGCAGAGGAGGCAGCCUGAGUGUGCUCCUGGAAGUGGGCCCAUGUUCAGGACCACCACGGUGGCUGUGGAUGAGGAGGGCGGAGACGACGAUGACUCCGCAGCCAACAGCGGCUCCUUCGUCCAGGGCACAGAGAUGACCACGGACAGAGGCUUCCUGAACACUGGGCAAGGCACUGUGGUGCCAGGCCAGGCAUCACAGGGGGCACAGGCCAUCAGCUUUGGCAUUAAGGGCUCUCUGGGAACUCCCCUGCAGAAGAUUGGGGUGUCCUUUUCCUUUGCCAAGAAGACCCCAGUGAAGCUGGAGACCAUCGCUUCUGUUUUCAAGGACCACGUGGACGAGUCCAGUUCUGGAGAUGGGGCAAAAGGUGAUGAGAGGGGGUCCUCAGAGGGUGGCAGCCUGCAGAAGUCUGGGGAGGGUGAAGGCACCAAUAAUUCUGAUGGCAAGGGGGAGGACGAUGACCAGCACGACAAGGACAGCGGGGCUCUGGCCAGCACCUUAUCCAAACUGAAGAAGAUGAGGCGAGAAGAUGGACCAACAGCUGUGGAACCAGAAUAUUACCACUACAUCCCCCCUGCCCACUGUAAAGUAAAGCCCAACUUUCAAUUCCUGCUUUUCAUGAAGGCUACUGAGCAAACGGAAGCGGAAAAUGCGAACAAAAAAAACGCGCACGAAGCGAAGAAGGGGAGUUCCCCCAAACCCAAACCCAGCAAGCACACGGAAAAGGCUGCCGAGAGCACGGGGCAGCAGAAGGAACAGAGUACUACUGAAACUGCAGCCCAGCAGGGCAAAACAGAACGAGAAGACAUCCCAGAGAAUGAAAACACACAGGAGAGCAAGCACCUUCCAGAGAGCAAUCCCCCUGAGCCAGACACUGCUAAAGAAGCUCCUCCUCCUGCCUCGGGCUGCAGAGAUGGCUCUGAGGGACCAAAGCACCCCACAGGACCUUUUUUUCCUGUUCUGAGUAAGGAUGAGAGCACGACACUGCAGUGGCCUUCAGAGCUGCUCAUCUUCACCAAAGCUGAGCCCUCUGUGUCCUACAGCUGCAACCCCCUGUACUUUGACUUCAAGCUCUCCCGUAACAAGGAUGCAAAAGGGAAAGGGGCAGAGAAAUCCAAGGAUCCAGGGGGGCUUUGUAAGGACAACACUCAGAGCACAGAACCUGGUGAGGUGAGCAAAGCCAAGGAGGCUGAAAGUGUAGAGAGCAGUUCUGCUCAAAAAAUGGAAAACAAGCCCCAGAGCAAGCAGGAGUCCAGUCUGGGGAGCGUCGGUAAGGGAGAGGGGGAGGACAGCGGUAAGAGUGUAACGGGGAAGAGUAAAUCUGGAAGGUCCCAUAAACACAAAAAGAAAAAGAAGCACAAAAAGUCCAGCAGACACAAACGCAAACACAAGGAAGAAGCUGAGGAGAAGGCCCGGAAAGCUGAGCUGGGGGAAGAGAAACCCAAGAAACGGAAAAGGCACAGGCACAAAAAAGGUAAAUCCUCCCUUUCAACCGAGUCAGACCGGGCACUGAAACCUGAACUGUCUGAAGACUGCAGCCAUUUCCAGAAGAAAAAGCGAUGCUCCCAGGAGUCCCAGAGGAAAUCCCUGUCUGCCGAGGAGGGAAGCAGCACUAAAAAAGAGGACGGGGGUAACUCCUGCCAAGAGCAUGGCAGCAAAAGGCACAAGGCUGAGCUGCAGCAGGUGCCUGGAGCGAGGCGGCGCUGCCCGGCUCUGUCCCAGCCCCGCAGCGGCUGCCGGAGCCGGCAGAGCAGCGGUGACGACGACAGCGACGAGGGCUCCCCUGGCAAGCACUGCCACCAGAAGUCCCCGUCGCGGUACAGCGAUGACGACUACGAGUCGGGCAGCGAGCACUCGCGCAGCCGCUCCCGCUCGGGCCGCAGGCGCUCCUCACACAGGUCCUACUCCAGCAGCUCCGAGGCCUCCUCGGGCCACAGCCGCUACAGCCGCCACAGGAGCUACUCGGACGACAGCUACAGCGACUACAGCGACCGCUCCCGCUGCCACUCCAAGCGCUCCCAGGACUCCGAGGACGACUCCGACUACAACGGCUCCAACCACCGCUCCAAGCGGCGCAAAUACUCCUCGUCGGAAGAUGACUACAGCUCGAGCAGGAGCAGGUCCAGGAGUCGGAGCAGGAGCAGAAGCCACCCUCGGGGCAGGUCGAGAUCGAGGAGCCGGGGCAGGAGCCGCAGCAGCAGCUGCAGCCGCAGCCGGAGCAAGAGGAGGAGCCGCAGCGGGACCGGGCGCAGCUGGAAGCGCAGCCGCAGCUACAGCCGGGACCGCAGCCGCAGCACCCGCAGCCACUCGCAGCGGUCCCUGUCACGGAAGGGCUCGCGGGGCCACGAGAGCCCCGAGGAGAGAAGGUCUGGCAGAAGGGACUUCAUUCGGUCCAAGAUCUAUCGCUCGCAGUCUCCUCACUAUUUCCGGACAGGCCGAGGUGAAGCGGCGCCGCCCAAGAAGGAGGAUGGCAAAGGAGAGGAUCUGAAAGGAUCUGGCUCCCUGUCCCAGAACAGCAGUGGCUCUGGCAUGGGGCGGGCCUCGGAGGGGGACUGCAGUCCUGAGGAGAGGAACUCCGUCACUGCAAAGCUGCUCUUGGAAAAGGUGCAGUCCAGGAAGGUUGAGAAGAAGCCCUGUGUUGCUGAUGAGAUGCUGUCAGGGGCAAACAAAGUGGGCAUAAAGCUCAAAGAUCCUCCCCAGGGCUACUUUGGCCCCAAACUGCCUCCUUCCUUAGGCAACAAACCGGUUCUGCCCUUAAUUGGGAAGUUGCCAACCAUUCGGAAACCAAACUCCAAAAGAUAUGAGGAAUCUGGCUUGGAGAGGGGUGAGGAGCAGGAGCUGUCAGAUGCUGAGGAUGGUUCCCAAGGCAUGGAGGAGGGUCAGCUGGCCGGCCAGUCUCUCCUGGAAGAUGUGGUGAUGGUAAUUCAGGACAAGCCUCUGGAUGAGCAGAAACGUGAUGAAGCCACUGUGGAGAUGCCAUCCCUUCCCCUGGACACGCCAGCGCUCCCCGAGUGCUUUGGCUCCAGAGAUCUGGUCAUGCCACACAACUUCCUCUCGGAUCCAAGCGACGGUGAUGGGCUGGAGCCUAUGGAUGGGGGCAACCAGACAGUCCCAGUGGAAACCAGUAUGAUGCCCUUAGUUCCAGAUGUUGAGCACUUUCCUGGCUAUGUGCCUCAGAGCGGGGAGCCCAGCAUGGAAGGAGAUCGGGAGGGGGGAGAAGAUUCCUCUCUAGCCCCGCUGGAGAGCCAGCCCAUCACCUUCACACCCGAGGAGAUGGAGAAGUACAGCAAGCUGCAGCAGGCUGCCCAGCAGCACAUCCAGCAGCAGCUGCUGGCCAAGCAAGUGAAGGCUUUCCCCACCUCGGCCGCCCUGGCUCCGGCCGCCCCUGCCCUCCAGCCCAUCCACAUCCAGCAGCCGGCAGCAGCCUCGGCCACGUCCAUCACGACGGUGCAGCACGCCAUCCUGCAGCACCACGCUGCUGCUGCUGCUGCCGCCAUCGGCAUCCACCCCCAUCCCCACCCACAGCCCCUCGCUCAGGUCCACCACAUCCCCCAGCCACACCUGACACCCAUCUCCCUGUCCCACCUGACCCACUCCAUUAUUCCAGGUCAUCCCGCCACGUUCCUAGCCAGCCACCCCAUCCACAUCAUUCCGGCGUCCGCCAUCCACCCCGGCCCCUUCACCUUCCACCCCGUCCCUCACGCUCUGUACCCGACCCUCCUGGCUCCCAGGCCAGCAGCUGCUGCUGCUGCCACAGCCCUGCACCUCCACCCCCUGCUGCACCCCAUUUUCUCAGGACAGGACUUGCAGCAUCCACCCAGCCACGGCACAUGAAGGACACAAUGAAGGAACCUCGGAGGAAGGAGAAUAUUUGGUGUUUUGGGAAGGGGUUGGAGUUGAGCCAGCGGGCAGGUGAGGCCUGAGCAUUUCCUUUCACUCUUGAGCAGCCAAAGAAGCCGGGGGCUCGAGGGCUGGGCAGGUGGCUGCACCCCAGGGAAGUCUCACUCCAGCUCCUCCAUGCACGCAGCAGCACUGCUCCAGAGGAACCAUUUCACCUUUACAACAGUGAGACACUUGGAAAGGCUUUUUUUCCCCCCUGGAUUCUUACACUUGGUCAUCUUCCUUCUGCCACCUUGUAUAUGGUAAAUGAGGUUUCAUCCACACUAAAGAAUCUCUAAAAAAUCCUUUUAAUGAGGUCAUCUAAUUCAAAUAGCAUGAUUGAACCCGGCUUGUAAUCGGUCAUGGACCAUCGGGCGCUGCCGGCUGUGGAGGGGCUGGAGGCCUCAGCUUUCAGCAUUGCAGGAGGUUCCUUGGCCCCUGUCUCUGCACAUGUGGGUUUUUCUUGGUGUGAGCAGCAAAGGUGGAAGUAAGAUCUUAGUGUAAAGAGGAGGAGGAGCUCUGUGUGUGUGCCCAGAGCUCCCUUCCUUCCCCAUCCUGCAUCCACGUUCUCCUGCGCCAGGACCGUGCCUGGAUAUCCCAGACUGGAGAGAGGCUCUGGGGCUGGGAUUCCAGUCUGGGCUUUGACCACUCUUCUCCUGAAAGGGGGAAAAAAAUCACUUUGAAUUCCAUCUUCUGUGGGGUUGGGAAAGAGGCACUGGGAUGGGAGAGAGAAGGCAAAUCCUUUAGGAAUUGAAGCAAUACAGAGGACGGGGGAGCGCGGCCUGGAUGUAAAACGUGUUCUUUCCUCUGUAACACUGAUGGUUUCUUUAUUAAUUUAUAGGAUUUUUUUUUAAUGUAAAGAAUUGCACUGAACUCUGUAAACAAAGAUGCUGCUUUUUGUAGCUCCUAUCAAAGGUUACAUUUGUAGUAUAUCGCAAUAAUAUUUUUUACAGCCAGUUCUUAGUGGUACUUGUUCUGGUGGCUUCUGUGUAAAUAUGUUUGCUGUAGGUGACCCAAGACACUUGUAAAGGUUCAAUUUAUAGUUUCAGCUAGAUGCAGAACAGCUAAGCAUGUAUAUUUUAUCAAGCUCAUGUAUUUUUGAAGUUUUUAUGUAGUAUAAAAUGUAAAAACAAACAAAAUCUUCAUUUAGAAUUUUGCAAAAGAAAAAAAAAUCAACAGGUGAGACUUGGGUGAGGUGAGGGUUUGGGGGUAGCAGUGACUCUGGCAGGUUCUGUGUUCCUCCCUGCCAUAGGAAUGGGCACUGGAGCAGCCUGGGGAGCAGCAGGAAUUCGGGGUGCUCCCAGAGAAUAGGAGCCCUUUUUUCCUUUCCUUUUCCCCCUCUUUGGAAGCAGUAAUGUGGAGCCUUGGGACUGCUCCCAGCCCACACAGAGGGUUACCCCAGCUUAGUCCAUAAGGGAUUUCCCAGUUCUCCCAGCAUCACCCAGCUCAGGUGACACUGCAGGUGUCACAGCCCUUGGGCCACCACGGCUGGAGGGAGGGAUUUCAGAGCAGUGUGGGGAUGUGGUGACAUCCCUGUCCCAUUCCCCAUCCUCAUCCUCUUCCCUGGAGUGCAGCACGAGGCCAGGCAGAGUCAAAGGAUCAAACCCCCCUGAGCUCCCUCACCGUGUAAAUGAGAAUUGGAGCAGGUCAGAGUGACAGCAGUCACAAAAAAGGGACUCAAUUUCCUGUAAAUACCAGACAAUUCAGUGUUACUGUCAGAGCUGAGCUUCAUAGGGCCCAUCUGUGCCCUGGCCCCACUGCACUGUGGGCAGGGAUUGUUUUUGGACUUCAGGAUAGCGCUAAAAUGAUUAACCUGUCAUUACUUACAAGCAUAAACAGACUGUAUUUAACUUUGUCACAUAAGAUAUAUAUAUAAAUAUAUAUAUAUGCUGUAAAAUGAGGGAAAAAAACCUUUCUAAUAA
Melospiza georgiana is the source of this 10557-nucleotide messenger RNA. It is a transcript of the gene GPATCH8, whose product is annotated as G-patch domain containing 8. Gene Ontology annotation, molecular function: nucleic acid binding. The coding region runs from base 4391 to 8590 and encodes 1399 amino acids. NCBI's taxonomy places the organism in Eukaryota, Metazoa, Chordata, Aves, Passeriformes, Passerellidae. Gene Ontology annotation, cellular component: nucleus. The record is from RefSeq and is a predicted model, not a curated record. The transcript has 8 exons.